UCCAUCGCGCUCUCCUCUCGGCUCUCCUCUGCUCUGUUGGCGAUCUCGUCGUUCUGUCCGGGUCGGAGCUUCUCGCCGGCGAACGGGCACAGUUGGGAGCGAGAACCCUCCUCUUCGAUCUGGGGGGGAAGAAUUUAGAUUCUUAUUGCGGUGAUCUCAUUCCGUCUCCUUUUCUGAAGGUUCCGUUUCGCUUGGUUCUUGAACUGUCUAAGUUUCGAUUCGGGUUCAAGAUUUUGUUGGAUUUUGAUUUUUCUUCGUUGUGAUCGAUCGUAAUUGACGUUUCCAGCGACUUGAAUUUUGUUGUUCUUGGGGUUCUUGAUCAAUUCUUGGUUAUCGAUAAUCUAGGUUUUCGAGUUUCUCUCGAGAAGAUCAAUCUUUCUUGUUUUCUUGAUCGUUUCUGGUUUCUUGUUUUCUUGAUCGUUUCUGGCCACAAGGCCGAUUCUCGUUCUGUUUUCCAUUGGCAAAAAUGGCUUCUUCUCGUUCUAGGCGUGUGGAGUACGACCGCUUCAUCCCGUUCCGGUCGGCGAUGGACAUGGACUACGCACGCUUUGCCCUAACCAUGCCUUCGCGACCGCAGCGUGAUGGUUCGAGAGAAUCCCCAUCGAGCGUGGCGUACCAAAAGCUUCUUGAUGAGUGCAUUUUGAAGAACAGGUCUCGUAUCCUCGCUUUCAAGAGUGCACCCGAAGCGCCGGCCAGCAUGCUGCCCCAAUUUGACGAGCCCAUUCGGCCGCCGAAGAAGCAGCAGAGGCGAAUCCCUAGAGAACCAGAGAGGGUUUUGGAUGCCCACGGCAUGUUGGAUGAAGAUGGUUUGAAUCUCCUCGACUGGGGAAGCAAUAAUAUGUUGGCGAUUGGCCUCGACGACACAGUGUGCCUCUGGGAUGAUGCAAACAAGUCGACUAAGGUGCUUCUACAAGCCGUAGAAGACAGCGGACCUAUCACUUGCAUCAGCUGGUCGCCGGAUAGCACAGUUCUUGCUGUCGCAUUAGGCAAUUCAGUUUUAGCCUUGGUUGAUCCGGCAACAGGAAAAGAUGUGAAUGUGACGGAAGAAGAUGAGAACCUGACCCCUGUGUUGUCACUUGCGUGGAGAAGUAAUUCAAUCUUGACGGCUGGAAGAUCAGAUGGCACUGUUGUUGAUUAUGACUUUAGAAAGGAUGACACGUCCAUCUGUUUCUAUAAUGGGCAUCGGCGUGGAGUUUGCAGUCUUAAAUGGUCUGCGUUGUCGGGGCGGUAUUUGGCGAGUGGAGGGCACGACAAACUAGUGCACAUAUGGGAUGCCUGCAUGCCGGUCUCACAACACCAUCCACGCCGACAUAAGUGGCUUCACCGCAUCAGCAGCCACACUUCCAUUGUGAAGGCCCUUGACUGGUGCCCAACUCGGAGCAACCUGCUGGCUUCUGGUGGAGGUCGCAAUGAUCAUUGCAUUAAGUUUUGGAACACUGUUAACGGUGCUUGCUUGAACUCGAUCGAUGCUGGCUCUGAAGUUUGUGCAUUGCUGUGGGACAAGAACAAAUCUGAAUUACUAACCUCCCAUGGUUCUCCGAAGAAUCAACUCACCCUGUGGAAUUACCCAUCCAUGACGAGAGCGGCUGAGCUUUCCGGUCAUUCAUCCCGGGUUCAUUUCUUGGCUGGGAGCCCAUUGGGAGGUGUAGUAGCUUCUGCAGCAGCAGAUGAAACACUCAGGUUUUGGAAUAUCUUUGAGACUCCCAAAACAACAAAACCUGAAUUGCCCUUUGCCCAAUUUAGUGUCAUAAGAUGAAAAGGCUGAUGGGUGGAAGAGAUUACGAGAGCAAUAUGAAAGACUUCUCUGGUGCUUGACUUGAAAAUCCAUUGUUGGCAGAGUUGCACGGAGAAAUUUGGUGGAAUUAAAUUGACAACACAGUUUCAUAGUAAGUAUGAGUGCAAGCACCUAUGGUAAGUUAGAAGCCUUACAACAUUUUACAGCAGAUUAUGAGAGCAAUAUGGAAGACUUUUCUAGUGCUUGACAUGAAGAUCCAUUGUUGGCAGAGUUGCACAGAGAAGUUUGGUGGAAUUAAAGUGGCAACACAUUUUCAUAGGAGUAUGACUGCAAGCGCCCAAGAUCCAUUGUUUGCAGAGUUGCACAGAGAAGUUUGGUGGAAUUAAAGUGGCACCACAUUUUCAUAGAAGUAUGAGUGCAAGCGCCAAAGACUGUAGGUUUUUCAAGAGCAUACAUUAUUGGAGUUGAAUGUAAAGGUACUGAAGAUGAUACCUCACUAUUGAUGAAUCACUUGAAGAUUGCACAGUUAGCAGAUGCAACUGGACUUUCUGUUGGUGGCUCUGCUUAUCUAAAGUAUGUUUCUUUUAUCCCCAUUGAACAUGAUGCAGUGAUUAGUUCUAUGGUUCCUCUAAAUGUGCAUUAAUAUAGGUAUGGAAUCUAGGAGUAUAUUAUUACAUUGGCUAUGUCAUUGAAUGAUGAAAUUCACAAAAUAUAUCUUUCUAAAGUUUUUUUAUUUUGCUGACAUGAAGUCCAUUCUCUAAUCUUACAUCGGAAAUAUUUAAUUGAUGUCACUUACUGACUGUUAUAUGAUAUGUCAUAUUUAGUUAUCUGUCUUUUGUAUUUAUCUCCCUUAAGAUUCGAAAAGUUUAUUGUAUGAUUGAUGGGCAGCUACUGUUAUCUGCUGGGAUGAUGUAUGUUUGAUUAUACUUAUUGGGGUCAUACUAAACUGCAUUUUUCAAACAUCAUGAUUUAAAUUCAAACACCCACAAUUGUGGUUGCUUUCCAUCUGAGCGAAUGAGUUUUUUGGUGCUAUCAGUUUCUUUGAUGAGUUAAUGUUGCUUUGAUAUUAGGUCAAAGAAAUUACAAAAAUCAUAGAGAAUAUGAAGAGGUCAGAAAUAAUAAAGACAAAUGUCAAUUUUUAUAUAUUUUGGUGGUCUUAAAUGAAAUAAAAUACAAAGUUAGCUUUCUUGAGGUAUGAGAGUUCUCUCUCGAUGAUUGUUAUUUGUCAAAUCUUAAGAAGGAUUAGUGACCAUAUGACAAUCCUAUAAUAUGGGUUCUUUCUCUUCUCUUUUCAAAAUAUGCUAUGGAGUAGAUGUUAAUAAAUCCAAAAUAGAGAGAUUUGUGGACUUUCUGCAACCUUCCUGAGGUAUGAGUUUUAUCAAUCGUUUUAGUCUGUUCAUUUCCUAGGUAACAACAAUUGCAAUAGGUGGAUAUGGAGGAUGCGAUAGUGUCACUUGGUAGAAUGACUUUUCUUGGUUUUCAGCUCUUUUGUUGCAUACUUCCUACUUUCAAUAGUAUUUCUAGAGUAAUUGUGAUCAAAAUAUUUGUUAAACUUGCUUAUCAAAAUCAAAUGAUUUAUCUUGGCUCUUAAAAGGUUGCUGAAAUUAAGUGUGUAAUUCAUAACCUUGAUGUUGAAAGUAUAUUUUCUUAUGAUGAGUUGUCGACAAGAAGUUCUUGUGCAUUUAUGACAUCUGUAUUGAAUAUCUACAAUCUUUUUUGCUUACCGUAGUAUUAUUUCUCUAAAAAAUAAUCUGUAAUUCUGUGAUUAUAAAUGCACAAUGCGAAACACUGAUAUGCAACUUGAAUCUCACUCUGGCUAGCAAAGAAAACUAUAAAAGUACUGAGAGAACAUAUUUGCUGCUUCUUAAGUUCAGGAAACGAUGCCUUUUAGUCAUAUGUUAAAACACUGGAAUUUAUCCAUUCUUUUGAAGAACUCAAUCGAUUGUAUUUAGAUGACUAUUUGAACCUUUUAUUGUUAAUGUCCACCAGCUGAGCCUUGGUAGAAUCAUUAGGUUUGGGAAUAGAUGUAUAUGUACUAAUGAAUCAUGAAAUUUUAUGAUCAUUUUCUAUUGUGUAUAAAACAAAUUGCAUUGUUAGUUAAUUCUUUAUGUUGUAGUUCUUCUUUUAUUUUUCAUGUACUAAGGUAUCAAAUCUUGAGUAUUGACCCUACGGUGGUCCCUCUUGGAUUCUUGUGGUAUAUAUAUUGUCUGAAAUGGUAUGGUUUGCAUAUCAAGUUAUGCAGUAUGUACUGGUCGAUACAAACCAAAUCGGACAAAAGUGAAUUCAUCUAAAUUUUUAUUUUUAUUUUUCAAAAGAGAGAUUUUUUUUUUCAUUAUUUCUUGUUAUGAGUACAUAUGUUUUUAACACCGCCAAUGUCGGUCCCAAGCCCGAAUGAGAAAGGUGGAGGGUUGCACAAGGCCAUUGAGAGUCAAUGUUCAAAAAACAUAUCAAAACUCAUAACUAUGAUCUUAAACAUUUCAUAAUUUUACUAUAUUAUUACUGAGAAUUGAUGUGAGACAUAUUCACUAUCUAAAUAUCCUAAAAUGAGAAGGGUGGACUGAGGUCAUAUGCAAGAAAUCUUUUAUAUCAAUAUUCACAUGUGUAAAAUAAAGAAGUGUUUUCUUGGUCUAUUUUGGACCAGCAUGAGUAAAGAGUCCAAGAAAUAGGAUUAGGCUAAUAACACAAAAUAUAGGAACAUUUUUAGAAACAAGUUUAGAUUGAUACAUGGAAGAAAAUUUAAUAUAUUUUAUGUAUAAGAUACUUAGUGGGUAGGGUAAAAAAAUGUAAAAGAUUGCUAAUACCAAAAUAAUUAGAAAUAUUAAUUGUGUAAGUGGCUUUUGAAGAUAAGGCUCAAAAUAAUGUUGUAAAAUCAAAAGAUAUGGGAAAUAAUUAUAUUGCUAUAAUAUUUAUUAUGAGAAAAUAUUUUGAAUAUAUGUUUAAAGUUGAACGAGUUUGGUGGCAAUAGAAAGGUUACAAUGAAGGUGCCAUCUAUCCUAGUUCUCACUAGGCUCACUGUUAAUGGACUUGAAGAAUUUGUAAGCAGAUUUGACAGUAGGCUUACUUUGAUUGUCAAAAUGCCGUAACCAAAUAUCCUUGUUAGGAUCCAUAUGAAGAUUAAUCCUAAAAAUGUUUUCCAUCAAAGAGGGUCCAAUAAAGCAUAUAAUAACUCAUAAUUCCAUCCUGUCAUCACAAAACAAGGAACUAACAUGAGAACCCAAAGAAUUAAAUUGAAAGAAUCAAUAAAAAUAUGUUUAUGUGAAAUAGGCAAAUAAAAAAUCCAUGUAUCUCAAACUAUAUGGUUAGAAGAACCAUUAUUUAUAAAUUUAAAGAAACCCAUUUUCAAAUGAUCCAUAGCCCUUAGUAUGGUGAAUUGCUUAUUGUUCCAAGGGAAAACCUUGCCACAUUUAUCAUAGACCAACCACAUUAACUCAUAUGGUAUCCUUAUGAUUUAGGUAUUGAGCAAUACACUUGAUUUGAUGGAUAAAUAUAACCAAGUGAAUGUCUUUAAGCAUAAUGACAUGAUCCAAAAAGAUCAUGUGUAAACCUCUAGAGCCAUCAGAUUUUUGUCAAAAGAUAUUUUCUAAUACUCUGAUUGAUAUUCAAAAAAAGAAUAUAGGGAAAAGCAUUGAGAACUGAGUUAAUGAGGAUCACUUUCCCAACUUAAGAAACCUAAGGAGCCAUGUCAGUAACGAAGUCUAUUAGAGAUUUGCUGUAUGAUAUGAUCGUGAGAAUUAAUGGAGAUUCUUUAGGGGGCAAUAAAAGUGGUAAGAUAUUUAAAAGAAAACAUAGCCUAUUAGAUUUGAUAUUGAUUACAAAUAUCCACAUAGAGAGAAGAUAACAUAAUUUAUAUAUAGUGAUCAGAUUCCUCUCACAAGCUUGAUUUAAAAGCAUGGAAAGAUGUUGUGAAACAAUGACAAAAUGUACGGAGAAAGGGGAUCCUCUUGUCUAAAAUCAUGUCUUCCCUUAAAGAAAUUAGAGGGCUUACCAUUCAGCAAGCAAGCAAGCAAAAGAAGAAGAGGAAAUACAAGAAUAAAUCCAGCAUAUGGACUUAUAUGGAAAUUUGUCUAGUUUAAGCAUGGUAAAGAUAAUCUCUCAAGAAAGUUUAUCAUAUGCUUUCUUCAAAUCAAUUUUCAUAUGGAUGUAAUCAUUCUUACUUCUAGAGCAAUGCAUAGAAUAUAUAAUCUCUUGAGUCAUAAGAAUAUUAUUAUGAAUACUAUAAUUGGUCAUAAAAAUAGAAUAUUUUUUAGAAAUAAGAUUAUUAAGAAAAAACUUAAUCCGAUUAGCUAAAACUUUGACUAGAAUUCUAUAAUUCACAUUACAAAGAUAUAUCGAUCUAAAGUACUUGAUAUUAAGAGGAGUAAGACAUUUAGGGUUAAAAAGGAUAGAAGUCUUAGCUCAAUUAUCAUCAAGUUCAUGAUAUAAUUAGAAGUGGUCGACAUCAUAAUCCAAUAUAAUUUAUAAAUUCAACAGUAUAUCCAUCAGGUCUAGAGCUUUUACCAUUGCUAAGGGAUUUUAAGGUAACAACAAUUUCAACCAUGGAAAAAGUUUAGGAGAGAAGUGAUAUAUAUAUAUAUAUAUAUAUAUAUAUAUAUAUAUAUAUUGUACGUAUCUGCCUCCUGUAUAUAUUUUGCGUCGUCAAAGGAACUACUCCUCCAUGCUGCUGAAGUAGCCUAUCAUGGGGUCGAAGGCGGAGGCGGAGGCGGAGGCGGACGGGUCGAAGACGCACGGCAGUAAACAGUGUUCCUGCAUCUCCUCGUAUAGGGUCCUCCGGGG
Musa acuminata AAA Group (dessert banana) is the source of this 6508-nucleotide messenger RNA. Its product is annotated as cell division cycle 20.2, cofactor of APC complex-like. Gene Ontology annotation, molecular function: ubiquitin ligase activator activity; protein binding; anaphase-promoting complex binding. NCBI's taxonomy places the organism in Eukaryota, Viridiplantae, Streptophyta, Magnoliopsida, Zingiberales, Musaceae. The record is from RefSeq and is a predicted model, not a curated record. Gene Ontology annotation, biological process: positive regulation of anaphase-promoting complex-dependent catabolic process; positive regulation of ubiquitin protein ligase activity; anaphase-promoting complex-dependent catabolic process. Gene Ontology annotation, cellular component: anaphase-promoting complex. The transcript has 3 exons. Bases 467 to 1756 code for a protein of 429 amino acids.